Messenger RNA from Rosa chinensis, 1092 nucleotides. Its product is annotated as protein YIPF5 homolog. Gene Ontology annotation, biological process: endoplasmic reticulum to Golgi vesicle-mediated transport; vesicle fusion with Golgi apparatus. Bases 83 to 856 code for a protein of 257 amino acids. Lineage: Eukaryota; Viridiplantae; Streptophyta; Magnoliopsida; Rosales; Rosaceae. The record is from RefSeq and is a predicted model, not a curated record. The transcript has a single exon. Gene Ontology annotation, cellular component: trans-Golgi network; membrane.
UCGAUAGGCUGUUACUUAGCACUCUCAAUUUCCCCAAAUUCAAAAACCUAAAAUCUCAAAUUCCGAUUUGAUUCCAGACCAAAUGGCGAAGGAGGCGAAGCAGUUCGCCAUCCCCCCGGUGGUUUUCCCCUCCGGCGGAAACCCCAGUGCCGGAUCCAACAUCCAGCAACGCCGCGUCCCAACGGCGCCGUUUCAACCACCCCGAUCCUCCGCCUCCAGCAUCCCCUUCAUGUCCUUCGACAUAGGCUCAGCCGCCGCCGCUUCCACCUCCGGAAGCUUUUACGGCGGUCCCAUCGGCUCCGGCUCCUCCUCCCUCCCCGGUGGCACCGGCUUCGAAGACGAGGAGCCUCUUCUCGACGAGCUCGGUAUUCACCCCGAUCAAAUCUGGCGGAAGACCAAGUCCAUUCUCCACCCCUUCCGGGUCAACCCGGACCUCCACAAGGAGUCCGACAUGUCCGGCCCCUUCCUCCUCUACGUCUCCCUCUGCCUCUUUCAGUUACUCGCCGGCAAGAUCCAAUUCGGCGUAAUACUCGGCUGGAUCAUCGUCUCCUUCUUCUUCCUGUACGUCGUCGUCAACAUGUUGGCGGGCCGUAACGGCAACCUAGAGCUGCACAGGUGCGCCAGCGUCGUUGGUUACUCUCUGUUGCCGGUGGUGAUUUUAUCGGCCACCAUGCUCUUUGUGCCUCAAGGCGGGAGUUUCGUGUUCGCAGUGGCUGCCGUGUUUGUUUUAUGGGCCACAAGGGUUUGCACCGGCCUCAUGGUUGCGCUCGUCGACGGCGGUGAUGAGCAUCGCGGCCUCAUUGCGUAUGCUUGUUUCUUGAUUUACACUCUCUUUUCAUUUCUGGUUAUAUUUUAGCAGCUUUGGUUAGGCUUUGUAGCUAUGGUUUGGUUCUGUAUGCCCCUGUGGUUGGGUGUUUUGAGUUUAGGUUGGAAAAUGUAGAAAACUGGAGAUAUUAUGGUUGAUUAGUAUUGGAUAAAUUUUACCCAACACGACUAUUGGAAAUGGAUCUGGUGUUACUCAUGGUUAUUAAUCUUACUGCUUUGUAAUGCAUAUCUUGUGCUAUAAGCUUGGAAAGGUUUGUAUAUGGUUUA